Molecule: messenger RNA, 675 nt
Organism: Miscanthus lutarioriparius
Lineage: Eukaryota; Viridiplantae; Streptophyta; Magnoliopsida; Poales; Poaceae
Source: the annotation of a GenBank genome assembly
AUGGGGAGCAUCGAGGUGUCCGAGCCGCCGUCGAAGCGCCUGUCCCCGAAGCGCAGCAGCAGCAGCAGCAGCUUCAAGCUGAGUCUGCCCGGUCUGUUCUGCGGCCAUUGCAAGGCCACCGCGGUCUCGUCGCCGCCGGACUCCCCAACGGCCGCCACCGGCGCGCGGUCGCUGUCAUCGUCGUCCGCGUCCGCGUCCGCGUCCGCGUCGGCCUCGUCGUCCUCUGCUGGCACGUCCCGCGGCGGGCGCGACCGCAUGGCGGAGCUCCGCGAGAUCUUCCGCCACUUCGACCGCGACAUGGACGGGCGCAUCUCUGGCGCGGAGCUGCGCGAGUUCUUCGCGUCCAUGAGCGACGACGGCGGCAGCCUGGCGCUGGGGCUGAAGGACGGAGGGGAAGGGGACCACCUGACGCUGGGGUUCGACGACUUCGUGCGCAUCGUGGAGAGCAAGGGCGGGGAGGAGGAGGAGCGCGAGGACCUCCGCCGCGCCUUCGAGGCGUUCGAGGCCGUCAAGGGGUCCGGCCGGAUCACGCCGCGCGGCCUGCAGCGCGUGCUCAGCCAGCUCGGCGACGAGCCGUCCGUCGCCGAGUGCGAGGCCAUGAUCCGCGCCUACGACGACGACGGCGACGGCGAGCUCGACUUCCACGACUUCCACCGCAUGAUGAGCCAGGACUAG